This is a messenger RNA of Aspergillus pseudonomiae, 1279 nucleotides long. RefSeq lists its product as uncharacterized. NCBI's taxonomy places the organism in Eukaryota, Fungi, Ascomycota, Eurotiomycetes, Eurotiales, Aspergillaceae. The record is from RefSeq and is a predicted model, not a curated record. The coding region runs from base 1 to 846 and encodes 281 amino acids. The transcript has 3 exons.
AUGGCCCAGCGAACGGAGGCAUUGCAGAAGAACUUGGUCCAGGAGAUGGUCAAGUUCUAUAAAAGUGCCAUUCAACCACAGUUUCAUCGAAUACACAAGGACCUCGCAGCUCGUGAUAAAGAUAUCAAACGAGAGUUCCAGAGUGUCAACGAGCGAUUCGAUCGCGUGGAUGCCAGGUUCCAUACCUUGGAGAUGGAUAUGAAAGGAGGAUUCAACAGCGUCAACAAACAGUUUACUCACAUGGAGAACCGGUUUGAUAGAGUUGAGACCAAGGUGGAAGGACUGGAAGCCAGAAUGAGCAGCGUCGAAGCCAAAGUGGGGUCCAAGUUGAGGAACCUCAUCGAAUACUAUCAACUGCAAGAAGAGGCAACCCAGGCAACUGCAGAUUAUGAUGACUCAUUCGCAGGCACUAAGCUGAAGUAUACAGCACAGGAGCUGGAGCGCGCUAUCUCGUCGAACGCAUGGGGCGCUGUUGUUGUAUUAGGUGGACGUAUUGGUAUUGACUGUGAUGCACUCCAUGACCGAGUCAUACAGGUACAAUUCCAUUCCCAGAAAAACGUUUCAUCUAAGCGAGACGCAAGCGAUAUGAGCACAAGCAAGCGGGCCGCCAAAACACACUGCCCAUUGUCUGACCGAGUCCGACCUGUCUCUGGAGCACAACAAGACACAGAUGUACGUGAGCCAUCUGUCGUUAGCAGGAUAUAUAGUGAGGUUGACUCAGAGAAGUUCAAGCAGUCUCUUGACCCCCGAAUUGGGGGCGGUUCCAAUUAUUCUCUCUUCUACAGUGACACGGAGAUUGCGAGGUCUUCAUCGCAGCAAACAGAGACAGAGUGCGUCGAGGAAUGAAUAUUGCCGGACUCGGGAGGUAGGUAGGAGCCGCUGGCACAAUUAGAUAGCCUAGAUAUAGCCUAGAUGAGUUCCUCAAGCUUGGAGAUGGUUCCGACACGUUAAACAUGCAAAGCUACAAUGAGCUCUCUUCACUAGAUAGCAUGAUUAGGAAUCUCAAUUCGAAAGACAAAUACUAGUAGUGUUAUCCAUAUGACGUCCAUUGUUUAUCCAUACAGGAGACGCCAAUUCUCAGGAGAUGCCAUCUCUCGGUGGAAUAUUGCGACAUAAAAUGCAGAUAGAGUCCCAGCCUAGGAUACGAAGUCCAUUCGCCGUGGCUGAUGGUAGUAAUCUUGUGUUUAGAUGCAGUGCAUUCUGACCAGCUGAGGUACAUAGCAGUAGUCGGUAAGACCUCCUUACUAGAUCAGUGCUCUAUCUAACAAGCUGCUGUAAG